Bombyx mori (domestic silkworm) is the source of this 1485-nucleotide messenger RNA. It is a transcript of the gene CPR90, whose product is annotated as cuticular protein RR-2 motif 90. The coding region runs from base 152 to 1378 and encodes 408 amino acids. Gene Ontology annotation, cellular component: extracellular matrix. The transcript is spliced from 5 exons. NCBI's taxonomy places the organism in Eukaryota, Metazoa, Arthropoda, Insecta, Lepidoptera, Bombycidae. The record is from RefSeq and is a predicted model, not a curated record.
ACAGAACGAGUUCUACUUCCAUUCAAGUCUGCGACAUUGAUGGUUUGUUUCGGUAUUACCGAACAGCAUAUUUUGGCACAACAAAGCGCCUUUUAUAAGGCGUGCCACAUUCUGAAAAAUAUCAGUUGUCUUCCAUCGAUCACCAGGAAAGAUGAUCGUCAAUAUUUUUGUGGCUGUUUUUAUCUUAGGCGUCUCCGCAAUUAAUGUUGUAACUGGUGCUUCAUUCUCUAAAGUAUUCGUACAAGGCGGACGAGAAGUAGUGCCAGUUGAAUACUUACAAUAUGGCGCUCCAUCAAUCGCCGUAGCAGGAUCACAACUAGCCCAAAUAUCUGCAGCCCCUGUAGGAUCAGUAGUACCAAAUCUAGUCGCGCCAUGUGGAACGCCCUGUAUAUAUCCGGGGCAAUCAAUAGCCCCGGCCACUACAAAUGUAGUAACGUAUAAGUCCAGUGUUCCAGUAGUUGUCACAAAUAAAGAGGACGCUGCCGGUUACGAAUAUUCAUAUUUAGUGUACGAUGAGAACACAGGUGAUCAUAAAACACAACACGAGCUGAGUGACGGGUCAGUGGUUCGCGGAGGAUACUCCCUUAUUCAACCUGAUGGUUAUAUUCGAGAAGUAAAAUACGUAGCUGAUGAUCUGACAGGGUUUAACGCGGUUGUCAAAAAGUUCUUGCCUGUAAACGUAGAAAAGAAAAUAGAGCAACACGAAAAAUCGCAUCCAGACCCACCGUGCCAUGAAGUGAAAAAUGAACAAUUAAAGGUAGAAACCAAAACAGAACACAGUGAGAGUCAUCAUGCCCCAAUCGUAGAAGAGCAUCAUGAAACGAAAAGUGAAGAAAGUUCUGAGUCAUCAAGUGAAGAAUCUCAUGAAGAGAAACCUACCGAAAACAACCAUGAAGAAAAAGAAAGUUCUGAAUCCGAAUCAACUGAAGAAUCACACGAAGAAAAACAUAGUGAGGAAGCCCACCAUGAAGUCGUUGCUGAAGCACCUCACGAAGAACACAGUGAACCCUUAAAAGAAUUAUCUACUGAGAGCCACGAAUCAUCAAGCGAAGAACACUCAGCAGAAGAACAUCACGUAGAGCCAUCCAAGCAUGAAGCUCUUCAUGACGCACCGGCGCAUAUUGAACAUGUAGAAGAAACCUCACACGAAGAAGAGAAACAUGAAACGAGUCCGCACGACGCUGAAGAACAUACCCAUGAACAUACCGAAACAGAAACGCACGAACACAUUUCAAUAAAUGAAGCAGAGCACAAUGCUCAACCGCAAUACAACGAUAUCCUUAAAUGUGUUAAUGCAGCGAUUAAUACUGCGGCCGGAGUUGCUCCCCAAAGAUCUGAGUCUCCUCUGACGUACAUAAUACUGAACAAGCCGUGCUAAAAAUUAAAAAAUCUUUCCAAAUCCUAGUCUUUAUAUUUGAAUUGUCGUUGAAUUCUUAAUGAAAAAAGUUUUUUAAGACUUGUGUUUUAAUAAAUUCGCAAGACUAA